This is a messenger RNA of Cannabis sativa, 1161 nucleotides long. RefSeq lists its product as uncharacterized. The transcript has a single exon. Lineage: Eukaryota; Viridiplantae; Streptophyta; Magnoliopsida; Rosales; Cannabaceae. The record is from RefSeq and is a predicted model, not a curated record. Bases 1 to 1161 code for a protein of 386 amino acids. Gene Ontology annotation, molecular function: nucleic acid binding; RNA-DNA hybrid ribonuclease activity.
AUGGGAAUUGGGACAUCCGGAAGCUUAAUGAUCUCUUUGACAGGGAAACAAAAUAUCUUGAGGGUCGGUAAACCAAACGGCCAAGGUAGGGAUAAAUGGGUCUGGACUAAGGAAUCUAAUGGUUUUUUCUCACCUAAGUCAGCUUAUCUCAUCCAAGCCUUGGGUCGGGCCCCUUUGUGUAGUGUUGCUCCGUCUUUAUGGAACAAGCUGUGGAAUUCAAAGAUCUUGGAGCGCCAUAAAGUACUAUGGUGGAGCAUUCUCUCGGAUGCGCUUCCGAUUAGGGCACUCUUCUCUAAGAGAAUGGUUAUUGACGAGACCUCCUGCCCCAUUUGUGGGAAGGGAGAUGAAACCAUGGAACACUUGUUUCUCUUUUGCGAUUUGGCAUCUCACCUCUGGAGAUCCUCCCCUUGGGGGAUUAUGCCUGUUGUGGAUUUUGGUGCUCGCAUGUGGAAUUGGGUUAAAUUUCUUUGGGAUCUUAGGUCCAGAGGAGUGGAUACUGAUGGUUUAUUCUUGUACGCUUCCAUUGUGGUUGACACUAUUUGGAGGGCUCGUAAUGACAAGGUUCAUAAUAACUCUUUGGGUACCUUGGUACAUUAUAUUGAUUCUAUAUAUUAUUGUUACGCAGAUUAUGGCUCCUGUUUGUUCAAGUCUCACCGGGUUGAAGACACACUGGUUUGGUCCCCGCCGCCUGAGGAUUGGAUCAAAAUCAAUUGCGAUGUCAGAGUUGGAGAGGAAACCAUGUGUGCAGUGGCCAUUGCAAGGGAUCAUCAGGAGGCGAUUUUUUGGGUGGCAACGAACAAAAUUCACUUCUCUGACCCUUUUUUAGGAGAAGCGGCGGCUUGUUUGUUGGCCUUGGAGACGACGAUCUCGAUGCAUCACCCUUUUGUUGUGGUGGAGAGCGAUUCUGCGAUUGUGAUCAAGAAUCUUAAAGGUGACGAGUCCUUUUGGAGGAUUGAGAACUACACAAGUCAAUGCAAGCAGCUCUUUACCUUUUUCACUAGUUGUAAUUUUUCUUUCAUUUCUAGAAAAUAUAAUUUUGUGGCUCAUAAUGUGGCCAAUUGGGCUUUUGCCAAGAACAUUAAUGGUAUGGUAGAGGUAUCUACUAUUCCGAAUGCUAUCUUUUGUAAUGACCGUGAGGUCCAAUUUCUUCUCUUAAUAUAA